UGCAUAGUAUUCUAUCGUAUAGUGGGAACUAAUUAAAAGCGAGCGACAUCAUUGGUUGGAGAACACACGAUCAGCGUGAUUGACGCGUCUGUGGUUGCACGCCCACAAAUUAGACUACAUGGUCCGAGUUUGAAGUGUGAAAAGAGAUGAAGUUUUGACCAUGUUAAGUUACGAUGGCAUUAGUUUUGCUAGUAUUUGUACUGCUUCUUCCAAUGCUAUACCGGUGUCACCCAGCAGGAAUUCCAAAGGAUAUAAGAAGAGAAAUAACAAAAGAAAUAGUGUUUCCAAAGAGACUAAAUACUUAUGAUAAUCAUGAUAAUCAUAUUAAUAAAAGGAGUACUCGUAAUAAGCAAAAAAUUGUGUCUUAUUCCAUAUCAGCGUUUGGAAAUGAAUUUUUAUUAGACUUAACUUUUACAAAGGAUUUUAUACCUAAUAAGUAUGUUGUGCAAACUUUUGGUGACAACUAUACUCGGAUAGAGGACAAAAGCUCCGACCAGGAGCAGUGUUUCUAUCGUGGAAGUAUUCAGAAUGCUAGCCCCUCGUGGGCAGUAUUCGACUUAUGCAAUGGCCUGCUUGGUUCAUUUUAUGCACAUGGUGAACAUUUCAUUGUUGAACCAUUCACAGAAAGUGAUUCUUCUAAAGAAGAUACAAAUGCUCAUUACAUUUACAGACAUUCACAUCCAGUUAAGCCACAGUCAGACUGUGGUGUAAAAGAAGAUUAUAAGCAUACAAAGAGAAAGGAAGAAGAGAAUUCUAGUUUAAAUGACAAUAAUUUUAAUUCAUCUGUGAUGUUAGAAUCUAAUUCUUCAUAUUAUAAAAGUAACAAUAGUGCUCAUCAUAUUCAUAAACGUUCCACGUCAUAUAAACGUUAUGUCGAAGUUAUGAUUGCUGCAGACUAUCAUAUGCAACAGUAUCAUGGCAGCAAUUUACAGCGUUACAUAUUAACAUUAAUGGCAAUCGUAUCCAGUAUAUAUCAUGAUGAUUCUAUAGAAAAUUUCAUCAAUAUAGUUGUAGUAAAAAUUGUACAGUUUGAAUCUGAACAGAAUGGACCUAAAAUAUCAACAAAUGCACACAAAACAUUGGAAGAAUUUUGCAAGUGGCAGCAUAUACAGAAUGAAGAUAGUGAUGAUCAUCCAUAUCAUUAUGACACUGCAGUAUUACUUACUAGACAAGAUAUUUGUCGGGCGCCAAAAAAAUGUGAUACUUUAGGUUUAGCAGAAGUAGGGACCAUGUGUGACCCGCUAAAAAGUUGUUCCAUUAUAGAAGAUAAUGGAAUUAGUUCAGCUUAUACUAUUGCUCAUGAAUUAGGCCAUGUAUUUAAUUUACCUCAUGACGACCAACCUCGAUGUCUAAAAUUCAACAAAGGAGAUACUAGGAAUAACGUGAUGGCACCAACACUUGACCAUAACAUAAGUCCUUGGUCGUGGUCUCGAUGCAGUGCACUUCUACUUACAAAAUUUAUUGAUGCAGGUUUCACAGAGUGUUUGUUAGACAAGCCAACAGAAACAAAAUAUAUACAACCAAAACACCAUGGAGAACAAGUACAAAGAUAUUACGAUGUCAACAGACAAUGUCAACUGUCUUUUGGAAAAGAUUAUGCUAUCUGUCCAUUCAUGGCAGAUGAUUGUGGAAAGCUAUGGUGUACAGAUUUAAAGGACACAUAUAAGAAAUGUAGGACGUUGCACAUGCCAUGGGCAGACGGAACUGACUGUGGAUCUAACAGGUGGUGCUGGCAUGGUGAAUGCAGAUUCAAAAAGAACUAUAAACCUAUAGAUGGGGGUUGGGGAAAGUGGGAGGAGUAUGGUGAUUGUUCAAGGUUGUGUGGAGGAGGCAUUAAAACCUCUAUCAGAAAAUGUAGCAGUCCAAGACCAUCCAAUGGAGGAAAGUAUUGUAUAGGUCGUAGAACCAGAUACAGAUCAUGCAAUCUUAAGGAAUGUCCACCUGGUUCUCAAGAUUUCCGUCAGAUGCAGUGUGCAGCUUUUAAUAAUUCUGCCAAAAUUCAGGGCUUGCCAUCAACUGUUCAUUGGAUACCAAAAUAUUCUGGAAUAAGAUUGAAAGACUCUUGUAAACUGUACUGCCAAGCCUCACAUACCAGUGCCUACUAUCAACUGAAGGACAAAGUUAUUGAUGGAACCAAAUGCAGACCUGAUUCUUAUGAUAUCUGUGUCAAUGGAAAAUGUAUGAAAGCUGGCUGUGACAAUCGACUUGGAUCUGACAUGAAAGUGGACAGAUGUGGAAUCUGUGGUGGGGACAAUUCUACUUGUCAUACAAAGAAAAUUUCUAAUACGUUUAAUAAUGUUGUUUACGGUUAUAAUAUCGUUCACAAGUUUCCAGUAGGGGCAAGAGACAUUAAAGUCAAACAGAAAGGUUAUAUGAAUCUUAAAGAGGAUGAAACCUAUUUAGCUUUGCAGAAUUCAACUGGUGCUUUUAUACUGAAUGGGAAAAAAGUGAUAGAUAGUGCAGUGACCAAAAUAAAGGCAGCAGGAACCAUUAUAGAGUAUAGUGGAUCUGAUACUGUGAUAGAGAUGAUCAAUGCUUCUGGACCAAUCAAAGAUACUCUUACAUUACUGGUUCUGUCAGUAGGAAAAGUCAAUCCACCCAAUGUAGACUACUCAUAUGCAUUUUCUGUUGAUACCAAAUAUGUAUACAGAUACCAAGAAAUGUGGAGCCCUUGUAGUUAUCUCUGUAAUGGAAAGCGAACACGUUCAGCAGUAUGUGUGAGUGAUGAUGAUAACAGAAUGGUUGUUUCUGACAGUAAAUGUGACAGAUUAAGAAUACCUAAACCACCAGGUCAACAAAGAAGAUGUAGUUAUGAUUGUUCAUUAAGGUGGAGAACAGAGCAAGAGGAAUGUUCAGUCAGAUGUGGUGAAGGUGUUGCAAAACAGAAUGUUUAUUGUGUGAAAUCUACAUACUAUACACAAACACAUGUAGACCUUACACAUUGUGACCAUCAAGGUCCACGCCCGGGAGACAUGGUUACCUGUAUGGGCAGAUGUGAUCCAACUCAUUGGGAAUACUCUGGUUGGUCAAAGUGUACCCAGACUUGUGAUGGAGGUAUUCAGACACGGACAGCAUGGUGUACCAAUGUGAGUCGACGUAAACUACCAGAUAAAGAUUGUGAAGCUUCAGAAAAAAUUCUUACAAAGAUUUGUAAUGAUGAACCAUGUGCAGUGUGGAGAACAUUUUCCUGGUCAGGGUGUUCAGCAACUUGUGGGUCUGGAACAAGACAUAGAGAUGUCCAUUGUUACCAGAGGGAGAAGAAGAUUGAAGAUGGAUUUUGUAACCAUAGACGCAUGCCAUCUACAAGUGAAUCCUGUAACCUGAAUGCCUGUCCAGUUUGGAAGACUGGACCGUGGAGACCAUGUUCAGUUACAUGUGGAUUAGGGAUUGCAAAACAAGAUAUAUAUUGCCGAUCUGUCAGAGAUGAAAUCCUGAAGGACGAUAUUUGUGAUCCCUCCAGUAAACCAUAUGGUGUAAAGGCAUGUGACACAGGGGCAUGUCCAACUACCACUUCCACAACAACAACUACCACAACCUUACCGACUACUACAACAACCAGGACCACUACGACAACAACAACACCAACUACUACCAUGACAACAAGUACUACAUCAACCCCAGCUCCUAUGUUAGUAGCCUCAGUAUCAGUCGAAUGGAAACAUACUGAUUGGUCAGAAUGUUCAUCUACAUGUGGCAAAGGUACUAGAAGUAGACUGGUUUACUGUGAGAACAGCCAGGGCCAGUCAAGGUUGAAGUCUUCCUGUAGCCACUUGAUAGAGCCACCUACUACAGAGAUAUGUAUAGACAAACCAUGUGGUGUAUGGAGAUCUGGAGAUUGGGGCGAGUGUACACAAACUUGUGGAGAAGGUGAAGAAGUGCGUUUGGUUGCCUGCUUUCUUCCUGGACGUCAGCUUGGUCAAGACAAUGACUGUGAACCAGAAACAAAACCUGACUCUGUACGGAAGUGCCAUCGAGCCGACUGUCCUGGUACCAGAUACAUCAGUGGAGGUGGAGCUCAUUGGAGAACAGGCCCAUGGUCAGGGUGCUCAGCGUCCUGUGAGAGUGGGAUGCAGAGACGACAGGUUGUUUGCCAGGACGAGUUUGGCCUCAGUGACCGCUGUGAUCAGACAACCAGACCAACUGAAUUACAAGCUUGCAACACUGGAGCAUGUCCUGCAUGGAAUACUGGAGUUUGGUCUGAGUGUUCCGUAUCAUGUGGACAGGAUGGCAUUCAGACUCGUCGUGUUUUGUGUCAGCUCCCCAAUGGUCAUGUUCUGUCAGAUGGUCAAUGCAACAUGACAGUCAGACCUACAUACAAGCAGCUAUGCAACAAAGGUCCAUGUAGCACCAAACGUAGAUGGCGCAUCAGUCAGUGGUCAUCGUGUUCAGUAAGUUGUGGAAGAGGCCAUCAACAAAGGGAGAUAACUUGUAUAGACGAAGAAGGCAAUCAUCAUCCAGACACAGAAUGUCAUGGCACAAAACCUAGAGAAUCACAAUACUGUCACAUGGGUAGAUGUCCAAGAUGGUAUGGAGAUAAAUGGAGCAAGUGUUCAGUAACUUGUGGAGAAGGCAUUAGAGUUAGAAACAUCACUUGUAAAGUUAAAAGGUAUCAGACAGUCGAUCCAAAAUUAUGUGAAGGAAAAAGGAAACCAAGAAUUCUUAGAACAUGUCAGAGGAAAACCUGUUCCAACUAUUACUGGAAAACUGAUAAAUGGUCACAGUGUUCUCAAACAUGUGGUUUUGGUAUGAAAACACGGAGAGUGAAAUGUGUAAGACGUGAUGGUUAUCAUGUUCCUGACAGUCGCUGUGACAGACGUACAAAACCUAAAGUCAAGAGACGUUGUAGCGAAUUUCCAUGUCCUUAUUUCUGGAACACUUCACCUUGGACUUCAUGUGACAAAACCUGUGAUGAAGGUGCACAACAAAGACAGGUUGUUUGUCAGGCUGUGACUAAAGAAGGCUGGAUUUUACCUGGAGAAGUACCAUAUGGCUGUAGAAAGGAGGAAGAGCCACAGCGAGUUCAAAAAUGUAACUUAGGCAAUUGUGAUGGUUAUCGAUGGGUUGUAGGAGCAUGGGGAAAGUGUUCCUCACGUUGUGGAUGGGGGAAAGAAAUGAGAUUAGUUAUAUGUGUUGACAAACAAGGAAGAAGGAGAUCAAGAAAACGAUGUCGUAGAGAUCUAAAGCCUGAGUCAAGACAAAAUUGUUAUAGUGGUCCAUGUUAUGCUAAGUCCUGUUUAGAGUUGAAAGAUAAAACAUCAAUAAGACAUGAUGAUAUGUACAGUAUAUUGGUGAAAGGAAGAAUAUUGCAGGUUUUCUGUAAAAAUAUGAAAAGCAAUAAACCUGAAGAGUAUAUAACAUUACCUGCUGGAGCUAGUGAUAACUAUGCUGAAAUUUAUGAUAUGAGGUUGAAAAGGUCAAGGACAUGUCCAAAUAAUGGAUCAAGAAUAGAAAAUGAUAGUUCCAAAUUCCGGAUUUCACCUUACCGAUUAGCAGGAUUUACAUCAUAUAGUAAACUUCGCCUAGAUCUCAAGACAAUGAUAGUCAACACCACAGAUACAUCAUUUGCCACAUCCCAUAGUGGAAAAUACAUUCCUUUUGCAUCUGCUGGUGACUGUUAUAGUUCCAAGAAUCAUUGCCCACAGGGUAGAUUCAGUAUCAACUUAUCUGGUACUGGUUUGCUGGUGUCUAAAAAUACCACAUGGAAGUCAUAUGGAAAACAUACCUCAAAAUCUAUACAAAUACUCAAUGAUAGAGAAGUUGUACAAGGGGUUUGUGGUGGACAUUGUGGAACAUGCUCACCAGAUGUAAGCUUUGGUCUUCAAUUGGAUGUACGACAUUGAUGAUGGAGGAAUUUAGAAGAUGAUACACAUUCAGCAAUACUCAUGGAAGAAUUCUCACUCCACGACGUGUAUAUAUCUCAUUUCUCAUGUAUAUAUUUCCAUUCUAAUAUUUAUAUAACAGUAUCACUGCUAUAAAGAUUUUCCGUCCAAAGGAAGAAAUCUCAGAAAACCAAUAUGAUACUCAGUAUAAAAAUACUAAGUAAUCAAUAAGAUGGUUUGCUGGCAGUGCAAAUAGUCCUAAAAGGUUAUUGGAUUUUGUGGAGUUUAUUUCACCGUCAUUGAAUAUAUCUUGAUGAUAUAUCUAUAGAAAGAAAACAAAAUGACAAGAAAGUUUCAGUAAAAACUAUUCUAAUUUAUAGAGCAGUAAAGGACUAAAAAAUUGAAAAAGUGCAAUUUUUUUUUAACAUUGCUGUCUUUCAAGGGAUGAUUUGUGUGAGGAACAAAGACAGUAUUUACAGGAGCAGUGUAGUGAUGAAAUCCACAGAUAUUAAAAUGGUGCUAUAUAACAAACAUUGAUAUUAUUUAAAUUUUGUAAUUAAAAUGUCUUUUAUAUUUAUUAUAAAUUUGUUUUGAGUCUGUAUUUUAUUUUGUAUAUUUUUAUGGCCCAUUUUUGUAACUUUUUCAUUUUUCAUCAUGUUUGUAUUUCACCAAUAAAACAUGCAAUUCUUCAAAAAGUUUUAAAGAACCAAAUAUUGGAAGACGUCAGUUUUUUUUAAAUAUAAUUGUUAGUGUUUUGGUUUAGACCCUUCAUCUAAAAUUUGUUUUAGCUAUAAGGUUUAUGUAUACAUUUAAAUUUCAAAUGAAAUAGAAAAUCUUUAGAUCUUUUUGAUUGUUAGGAACACAGCAUUCUUUUAUUUUAUAUUUCAUAUUAAAAGAAACAGAUAAAAGAUUUGAACAUAUUUUUUUUUACAUGUGGUGCAAUAUAUAUAAGAAACAAAAUUGAAGAACACAUAUAAAUAACUAAGUCAAAAGUAACCGGUAACUGCACCAAAUACUCAUAAUUUUGUUGUUGGACUAUUUUUUGUUUUACCCAGUUUUGUUAUUGGUUAGUGUUCAUUCCAUUCAUUUAGAAGACAAGCUAUGUAUUUAUAGAAAGUUGUAUAUAUAUUUUUUUGUUGAUACUUUAGAAAUGUUAUGUUUUAGAAUAUUUUUUAACUCCAUUGAAGAACUAAUGAAAAGAGUUGAAUUAAGGUUUGAUCUGAGAAAAAGUCUGUAAAUAAGGUAUAUUAUUGCCAGUUAUUUUAACAGUUAAUGUUAGAAGUCAGUUUUGAAAAUGGAAAUUGCUUUUUCAGUAUAACUUGACAAUCAAAACAUCAGUGUAUUUGAUUACAAGCUUUAAUGUAGAAAUCAUUGAUCUUAUAUUUCUCUUGUAUAUCAGACUUCCAAGUUUGACAUUUGAUUAUAAAUUUUACUUGAUUUAAUUACCAAAUUUAUUCAUCAGAGUUAAAAAGGAAAUUUAUAGGGACCGCUACAAAGAGGUUCGGUUAUUUAUUCCAGCAAAAUGUAGUAAAUUUAAUUUCAGGCUUCUAAAGAAAUAUCUUUUAACUUUGUUAACCACAUAUCAUGAAUUGUAUAUUCUAGACAUAUGAAUCAGUUACUACUGUAUACCAGAGAGUUUGCUUCAAGGUGAUUGCUCAUCUGUUCACCAUGAAACAUCUUCCAAUAGCUGUCAAGAAGAUUGACAGUAGAACCAGUGCAGUUCAUAUGAUAUAUUAGUUAUUACUUAUUAUAUUUCAUGGGAUUAUUUUCUAAUUUCCAUCCACCACAUAUCUUACCUUUCCAAAUGGUCGUCUUUAAUUGUCCUCUUCAUAAGCUUUCAAUUUCUUAUUCAAAAAUUGAAGCAGGUGCUUCUGAUAACUGUAUUUUGAACUACUAAGAAUUAAUUGACCCAUGCAAGAAAGUUGCAGAGGUUAUAAUGUUAUUGUCCUGUUAGUCUAUAAUUACUUUUUUAUUGCCUUGAUAUCUUCUUAAUACAUUUUGGAUCCUCUUCAAAUUUGAAUAAAGUAUACCAGGAUGAACAUCACCUGGAUAGCCGAAUCUUUUUUUUAGUAGGUUAACUCUCUUUCAUUGAUGUGGGGGGAUGGGGUUGAUAUGAACUUGCUCGCUAAGGUUCUAUUUUAUUUCUCUCUUGCAUUGAUGUUGGGGGAUGGGGUUGAUAUGAGCUUGCUCUCUAAGGUUCUAUUUUAUUUCUCUCUUACAUUGAUGUUGGGGGAUGGGGUUGAUAUGAGCUUGCUCUCUAAGGUUCUAUUUUAUUUCUCUCUUUCAUUGAUGUGGGGGGAUGGGGUUGAUAUGAGCUUGCUCACUAAGGUUCUAUUUUAUUUCUCUCUUUCAUUGAUGUGUAGGAUGGGGUUGAUAUGAGCUUGCUCUCUAAGGUUCUAUUUUAUUUCUCUCUUUCAUUGAUGUGUAGGAUGGGGUUGAUAUGAGCUUGCUCUCUAAGGUUCUAUUUUAUUUCUCUCUUGCAUUGAUGUUUGGGGAUGGGGUUGAUAUGAGCUUGCUCUCUAAGGUUCUAUUUUAUUUCUCUCUUUCAUUGAUGUGGGAGGAUGGGGUUGAUAUGAGCUUGCUCACUAAGGUUCUAUUUUAUUUCUCUCUUUCAUUGAUGUUGUGGAUGGGGUUGAUAUGAGCUUGCUCACUAAGGUUCUAUUUUAUUUAAAUUAUUGUAGUUAUUUCUUUUAAAAAGUUGUGUGAUAUACUUAAUUAUUUAUUGUUUUGUAAAUAUGAUGUAAAUAGUUUUAGUAAAUUAUGUAAAUAUGUAUAAAUUUUUAUAGGUUUAAGCAUAAUAUUCUAAAAUUUUCUGCAAAUGUCGGGCAAUUGCUUGCUAUUGUCAAUUUUCUACAAGUAAAGUUAUUGCUAUCUGUAUUUUAUUGUUCAGCUCUGUUGAGCUUAGAGCCAUUUCAGAAAAUCCAUUCUAAUAUUCAUCAUCAUAUAUCUUAUGAAAUAAAACUCACAUAUGGUUUUAUUCUAAUUAAGUCACUAUGACUAUAUUAUAAUAUUAUUACCCAUACAAAUAUUGCUUUAUCUUUCUUAAAUAUGUUUUGAAGUGUUAAGUUAUAUUGAAAAAAAAGAAUAUUUGUUUCUUUAGAUGUACAUAAAGAACAUUAUAUUAAAGGUGAUAUUUUUGUGGUAUAUUCUGUUCAUGUGUCUGUAAAUUAAGUCCCUUUAUUUAUACUUAGUACAUGUAGCUAUAACACUGCCAAUGAAUGUAUUUAGCAUUAUAUUAAAAUAUACUUCAUAUGGAAAAAGUACCAAAAACAGACUUCCCAAAAGACUUCAGUUAAAAGUAUUUGCACUGACUGGUUAAUUUAAUAUCCAAUAGUUUAAACAUAAACAAUAUCAAAAUACAGAUUAAAAAUAUUUUAGAAAUGAUUCUAAAACCUGAUUUUUUAAUGACUCAGUUUUGAAUUAAAGUUAUAUUAGAGGUUAAAAUUAAUUUAUAGUUGUACCAUAUAGUCUGUAUGAUUGGUAAAUGUAAAAUACACACAAAUGAUCUGGUAAAUAUCACACACGAAUGAUCUGUUGAAUGUCAGGAUUUACAAACAUCAUUAUUUGAAUAUUUAACUGCACUUUGUUUUACAUAGGCAGCAAAUUUAGAUUUUUGUAACAUUUUAAUUAUUUUCCAUCCAUGUUUACGAUAAUAGUGAAUGGAUGGAUGGAUAUACACGGGAUGGAAUAAUUGAAUAAAGAAGAAUGAAAAUUAUUAGUGACCAAAAUGAUAUUAAAAUUUUCUCUAUCACUUUUAUGAAAAUGUGAUAUUUGCAUUUCCAAAGUGAGAAAGUUGAAGCAUUUAUAUUGUUUAUUUUAAAGUUGGCCAGUAUUGUAAGCAUGAAUCAAAAUGGAGACAAAUUAAUGAAUCUCGUAUUUGUUUACCUCAAUGUUGUAUACAAAUUGUUUUACAUAAAAUUAUGUAUUUCUCUAAGUUGCAGUUUUCCCAUAAUUUAGGAGCACAUAUGUAUGCAAUGUUUUUGUAAAAGUUAUAUUUGAAUGUGACAUGAAUUUGAAUACAGUAAUUCUAACUAAAUAUGAUGCUGCCCAUUCAAUUAUAUACCGUUAUUUUUGUUUUGGGCAUUACAUCUUAACAUGGAAUGCUAUUGUUGGAGAUAUAAAAUAAAGUUUACAUUGAAUUAGAUUUUAAGUGUCCCUAGGGUUGAAUAAAUUGUAAACUUCAAAUUUAAAAAAAAAGUCAGGUCUUGGAGGAAAUACAUUGACCAUUUUGAAUAACUGUAGUUAAUAAAAGCCAUUCAGUAUCAUCUACCUCGUCAGAUAGAAUAAAUACUCCUUAAAACAGUAAUUAUUUUGCUGAGAUAAUAAUAGCAAAAAUGAAUGCCAUUAAAGUGUUUACUAUACAAUAUUCAGUUUUUAGAUGAUGUCAUGUGUUUAAUUUGUAGCAGCCUUGUGUUUUUAUGUAUUUAUAAUUUUUUAUAAUACCAGAUAUAAUGAAUGCAAGAAUGUAUUAUGAUUGAGUUAUAUAAGAGUUUACAAAUUUUCCAUAGGUUGAACAGUCUUAAAGGAUGAAAAAAUAAACCUACUGUUUGUAGGAGCUGAUACUGUAAAAUGGUUUAUUUUUGACAAGUUUUAAUUUGACAACUUCUAGAUCCUAACCUGUGGGUAAGGUUUGUUCUGCAAUUCUGAUCUUCUGUUAAGACCAAAUUUAUGCAAGGGGAUAUUUUCAUGAUUUCAUCUUAAAAACAAAAUUAGCAAAAAUAAACUUCUCAUGAAAAUUUCCAACUUUACAGUAACAGUUCAGGAGGAGCUUGUUUAAAUGUUCAGUCAAAACAAUGUUCCACAAAAUUACAAACAUUUAUAGCUAAAAAUACACAAAUUUUCUCUUCACAAAUAAUGGUAUGAAUGACAUGUGUGAGAACAUUGAUCUCAAGUUUAUGAAUGAUUGAAAGUAAUUAUUUCUAGUCAUGUGUGAAGAUAAGUGUGUAUAACAUGUACAGUGAUUAUUAUUCUAAAUUUGAUUUUUAUUAGAUAUUUAAUAAAGCAUUUUAUUGAA
Mytilus californianus (California mussel) is the source of this 10833-nucleotide messenger RNA. Its product is annotated as A disintegrin and metalloproteinase with thrombospondin motifs 9-like. The coding region runs from base 174 to 5840 and encodes 1888 amino acids. The transcript is spliced from 42 exons. The record is from RefSeq and is a predicted model, not a curated record. NCBI's taxonomy places the organism in Eukaryota, Metazoa, Mollusca, Bivalvia, Mytilida, Mytilidae. Gene Ontology annotation, cellular component: extracellular matrix. Gene Ontology annotation, molecular function: zinc ion binding; metalloendopeptidase activity. Gene Ontology annotation, biological process: proteolysis; extracellular matrix organization.